AUGAAUGUGUUGGCCUCAGAAUGCAGUAGUGGUUGUGAGUCUGGUUGGACUCUAUACUUGGAACAGUCUAAUUUUCUUUCUCAUAAUCCAAGUGCUUCACAUAGAGAUAGUGGUUUCUGUGAUGAGUACAAGGAUAAAAGAAGUAAACAAGCUGAUGGUGAUGAGGGGGAUGAAGAAGAAGAGGACCAGUCAAUGGUUUCUGAUGCAUCUUCUGGGCCUCCACAUUUCAAUGAAGAUGAAGUUUACUUAGACGAUAAUACUAAUAAUAAUAUUAAUGGGUGUUUCUGUCCUCCAUCCAAGGAUCUUGGACCUUUGAAGUUUAGAGGAAAAAAGCAGAGAAUCAAAGAAAAAGGUAGGCGCUCAUGUGGUGAUCAACAACAACAACAACAACCAUCUUUUCUAGAUGACACUGCCAGCUCCCCUGUCUUCAACUACUCCAAGAAUAACUUCAUUGUGUCCAAUAAUCAAGCUUCUGGGGGUAGUAGUAGUGUCCUGGAUUAUUCACAAGGCUUCUCAUCUACUCAUUUUCAGGGGAGAUCUGCAUACCAAGACCACUUUGGUUUCCUACAAUCUACUCUAUCUGGAAAUAACCUUCAGAACAACCAGGUAGGGGAUUGGCAUGAGAUGAAGGAAAGGGAUAUCUUCAUCAUCAGUUGCUGGUCUCUUCUUGUUUCUACCACUACAGCAGCUGCUGUAUUACUUUCUCAAGUAGAGAUGGUGGGGAGAGGCUGCAAAAAGUAG
Messenger RNA from Prunus armeniaca (apricot), 741 nucleotides. Lineage: Eukaryota; Viridiplantae; Streptophyta; Magnoliopsida; Rosales; Rosaceae. The record is from the annotation of a GenBank genome assembly.